UCAGGGGCAGGCCCUGGCCGGAGUGGGAGAAUACGUGUACAGAAGCAAUUGUGAGGACGAAGCAAAAAGGGCGUGGAGGCAGCAAUCUGCGAGUCGAGUUCGGAAUUCAGGCGUCUUAAUUCCUGCGGUGAUAGUGUCGUAUAUUUAUGAUAAUGAUUUUCGAUUGAAUGAAAACCCCCCCUUCCCUCCUUUCUCUCACCCUUGACUCAGCACUCCUUAAUCUAUCCGACAUACCCGAUCUUACCCCUAUCCCUGACCACAUCCUCCUCGACCUCUUCCUGAGAAUAUUGAAGGCUGGAAAGCUGACUGAGAAAGUUCUGAGACUUUUCGUGGCAACUGGUAAGGAGGAAGUCAUCGCAUUUAUUCAGGCACUCAACGUCCAGCAUAUUGUGACCCCUGUGCUGCCUACCACAAAUAUCAACGAGAGUGAAGUGGACAUAGUGAUUGGUGCACUGCACUCUGACCUGAGAUUUUUUAUGAAUGAAUGGAGGCCAUUUUUCUCUCGCUUCCACUUGAUAAUUGUCAAAGAUCCUGAUCUCAAGGAGGACCUUCAAAUUCCUGAAGGCUUUGAGUUAGAUGUCUAUUCAAAGUCUGAUAUUGAGCGAGUUGUGGGUUCCUCCACUGCUGGCCUGUUCUCUGGCUACUCUUGCAGGUAUUUUGGUUAUCUAGUUUCACGAAGGAAGUAUAUUGUAUGUGUUGAUGAUGAUUGCAUUCCAGCAAGGGACAAUAUGGGAAAUGUGGUAGAUGCUGUGACCGAGCAUCUAUUUAACCUCAAGACCCCUGCGACCCCUUUCUUCUUUAAUACACUCUAUGAUCCUUUCCGUAAGGGUGCAGAUUUUGUUCGUGGUUAUCCAUUUAGCUUGCGGAGUGGGGUUGAUUGUGUCCUGUCAUGUGGCGUGUGGCUCAAUCAGGCAGACUUUGAUGCACCAACACAAGCACUCAAGCCAGGAGUGAGGAACUUGCGAUAUGUCGAUGCAGUUAUGACUGUUCCUGUGAGAACUAUGAUGCCUGUUAGCGGAAUCAACAUUGCUUUUAACCGUGAAGUAGUUGGCCCUGCAUUAGUACCUGCCUUGAAGUUGACCGAGGAAGGAAAGUUGAGGUGGGAAACAAUUGAAGAUAUAUGGUCUGGAAUGUGUGUAAAAGUGAUAUGUGAUCAUUUAGGUCUGGGUGUGAAAACAGGGCUGCCCUAUGUUUAUAGAACGCAAAGAGGGAGUGCCAUAGAGAGCCUCAAGAAAGAGUGGCAAGGGGUGAAACUGAUGGAGGACAUCGUUCCUUUCUUUCAGUCAUUGAGGUUGCCACAGUCGGCUAGUACACCAGAGGCUUGUGUGGCGGAGAUGGCGAAGAUAGUGAAGGAGAAACUGGGUCAGGUAGAUCCUCUGUUUUUGCGUUCCGCCCAAGCCAUGGAAGACUGGGUCAAGCUUUGGAGGUCAGUUGGUUCCUCAACCGGCUGAGGCUUGUGAUAUUUGUGUGUGUGUGUGUCUAUGUAAAACCGAUUUAUAUAUGCUUUGUUUCUGGUUUGUAGCCCGCUGAGACUUUUGAGCUGAUAAAAAUACUGUUUGAUUGAAGUAGAACAAGAUUGAUCGUAUUUAUUUGUUUGUCGGGCAUUUAAUGUAUUUUUUCCUAUAUUUGUUAAUUGGAGUCUGAUAUUUUAGUUUUUAAA
This is a messenger RNA of Neltuma alba, 1660 nucleotides long. RefSeq names its product probable UDP-arabinopyranose mutase 5. Gene Ontology annotation, biological process: UDP-L-arabinose metabolic process. Gene Ontology annotation, cellular component: Golgi apparatus; plasmodesma; cytosol. Gene Ontology annotation, molecular function: UDP-arabinopyranose mutase activity. NCBI's taxonomy places the organism in Eukaryota, Viridiplantae, Streptophyta, Magnoliopsida, Fabales, Fabaceae. Bases 168 to 1451 code for a protein of 427 amino acids. The record is from RefSeq and is a predicted model, not a curated record. The transcript has 3 exons.